Messenger RNA from Meloidogyne enterolobii, 194 nucleotides. NCBI's taxonomy places the organism in Eukaryota, Metazoa, Nematoda, Chromadorea, Rhabditida, Meloidogynidae. The record is from the annotation of a GenBank genome assembly.
AUGACUCAUCUAGUGCUCUCUAUUGCCAUUUAUAGCAAAGAUGUUCUACAACUUGGAGCUAUUUGGAGCGGAGCAACAAAAGUCCCAUUAUUUGCUUCGGCAACAUCUGGGCAGAAAAAGUCCCAUUAUUAGCUUCGGCUACAUCUGGGCAGAAAAAGUCCCAUUAUUAGCUUCGGCUACAUCUGGGCAGAAAA